Messenger RNA from Raphanus sativus (radish), 1979 nucleotides. Its product is annotated as U-box domain-containing protein 5. The transcript has 4 exons. Lineage: Eukaryota; Viridiplantae; Streptophyta; Magnoliopsida; Brassicales; Brassicaceae. The record is from RefSeq and is a predicted model, not a curated record. Gene Ontology annotation, cellular component: cytoplasm; nucleus. Bases 226 to 1797 code for a protein of 523 amino acids.
CCUUUAAGACGUGAGAGCUCAACGAGUUACUUUAACACUCGCAGUCCUCUGUUUCUCUAAUAUAAUCUUUUUUUUUCCUCCAAUCAACAACCAAAGUUUGUACAUUUAUUUCUUAACACGAGUGACCUUCAAAGACUCUUUUUCCCCCAGAGAAUUUAGGGUUUGUUCAAGGGUUUGGAUAAGAAUCUGCUGACAUUUUAGGAAUCUCGAAACUUGUUGCGUUAGAUGGCAAUUGAUACCAUUCCAAGGAUAGAGAAGUUGCCUCAUUCCUUCAAGAUGCACUCUUCCAUGUGCUUAGAAUUGAACAACUUAGUUGAUAGGGUCAUGAGCAUCUUUCCUGAUAUAGAAAAUGCUCGACCUGGAUCCUCCUCAGGGAUACAGACUCUAUGUUUGCUCAACAAAGGUUUGGUGAAAGCUAAGCUGCUUCUUCAGUACUGCAGUGAAUCCAGUAAACUCUACAUGGCAGUAACAGGAGAUGCUAUACUCUCAAGAGGUUGUAGAGCAAAGAAGUUAUUAGAGCAGAGUUUAAGUGACAUCCGAAGCAUGGUACCGACCGUUUUGGCUAUAAAGAUAACUCAGGUAGUUCAAGAUCUAAGAUCAACUGUGCUAUCUCUAGAAUCAUCUGAAGAAGAAGAAGCUGGGAAAGCUGUUAGAGAACUGAUGAAACAGAGCACAUCUUCCUCUGAUGAGAUCAGAGUUUUUCAUUUUGCAGCGUUAAAGCUCCAGCUUUCAACUCCUGAGGCCAUCGUGAUUGAGAGAAGAUCCCUGAACUCGCUUUUCGUCAAGUGUGAAGGGGACAAGAGACAGGUUUUGAAGUAUCUUCUCUGUCUCCUGAAGAAGCAUGAGAAAAUUAUAGGGAGAGAUAACUCUUUCACACAUCUUGGGUCUGUGAAUGAUCCUGUGUGUGCUAGUGCUUCAGAAGCCGGGUGUUCUGAGGAGCAUAACAUUGACUUCUCCGUUGCUAGUUUUGGAAGCUCUCUGUGCAAUAUCCCUGAUCUCAGCUGCUUCUCUUGUACUGAUUUCAGCUCCAGCUUCACCACUGAUUCUCCAUCUUACUCUAAAAUGUCAAAGGGUGGUUACUUCAUGCCAAUGCAGACGAUCGUUUCUGAAUCAGGAACUGAAGUCACAGAUUCUACUCACAGCGAGGUGGACACUAAGCUUCCAUCAGGCUCUCUAACUUCCCUUCUGAAGAUUGCAGAGUCUGGAGCAGAACAUCUCCAGGAACAAGCUAUGAACACACUCAAGAACCUCUCCUUGAGCAAUGAGAUUUGUCUAGAAAUGGUUUCUCUCGGUUUCAUCCAGAAGCUCACAUCUUUCUUGCAACAAAACUUGUUCAGCAAGCACUCAAUCAUCAUUCUGAGUAAUCUCUGCAACGAGGAGAGAGGACGGGGUUGCAUAACCGAAACACCUGGUUGUUUAGCUUCAGUAGCUGAACUACUAGACUCAGAUGUUGGAGAGGAGAAAGAGAAUGCAAUCUCCAUCCUCUUACAGCUCUGUGUGGAGAAGAUAGAGUAUUGCAAACUUGUCGUGAGAGAAGGCGUUGAUAUUUACUCGUCUCUUCUCUUGAUAUCCAACAAUGGAACUGAUGAAGCCAAGGUGGGUGCAUCAGAGUUGCUCAGAGCUCUUGAAGAAGUAGAUUCCAACAGAGAAGAAGAAGAGUCUUCCACACCAGAAGGUGCAACUACUUCACAGGUUGUUGUUGUUACUCCAGUUAAGCAUCAGGAACCGAAGAAGUCUGGUCUUCUUGGGCUCAGAUUCCCAUUCUCAAGAAGAUUUAAAAGUUUGAUAAAAGCAUAAGUUUUGUGUUAGGCCGCUGAAGUCUCUUUUUUUUUUUGUCUUGUCUGGUUCUCUUUGUUGACUUAGGUUUUGUAUAUACUGAUACCAGCCCAAAUGGAGUCCAGUUAUGUAAUUGUAAUUUGAUAGGACAAUAGUUUGCAAAAUUUUGUAAAAUUAAAUAAUUAAAAAUGGUUUCCUCUGUC